UGGUAAGACUGCAUCUUACAUACUUCGGACAUGUUGUUCUGAGGGAUCAGUCCCUGGAGAAGAGCAUCAUGCUUGCCAGAGUACAGGGUCACCGGAAGAGAGGAAGAUCCUCAACGAGGUGUAUCGACACAGUGGCUGCAACAAUGAGCUCAAGCAUAACAAGGAUUGUAAGGAUGGCACAGGACCGGGCAGUGUUUCUUUCUGUUGUACAUAGAGUCGCUAUGAGUCGGAACUGACUCGACAGUGCAUAACAACAACAGAACAAUAGGGUAAACAAUCUUCUUUUAUACGGUAUCGAUGGAAAAUUAAUUAGCUCUGGAAAGUUUGUGCUUUAUCCCAAAGUGAGGUGGUUAUUGGCUGAAGUUGGAAACAAAAAGAAAAGACUCUUAAGAGGGGCAUUCAGCAGUAUUGGUUGGAAUCAAGGCUUUGAGUUAUGUUCAGGUUUUUUGUGGAAGGCAUAGAGUCAUGGGAUAGAUGAGGCUACUAAGACUGGAACCAAAUGAGACAAGGUGUGUCAUUCUGCUUUGAGAGUCAGAAUAUAAUUCUAAUAUUCCUUUUUUCUCAUCUUUAUUCCUACAGAUUAUAUUUUUCAAGAAAUGACAACUUCCAAUGUUUCUUCAGUGACUGAGUUUAUCCUUGAAGGGUUAACAAAUCUCCCAGAGCUCCAACUGCCGCUUUUCCUCUUGUUCCUUGGAAUAUAUGUGGUCACAGUGGUGGCAAACCUGGGCAUGAUCAUUUUAAUUGCUAUCAGUUCUCAACUUCACUCUCCAAUGUAUUAUUUUCUCAGUCAUUUGUCAUUCAUUGAUCUCUGUUACUCCUCUGUCAUUACCCCUAAGAUGCUAGUGAACUUCGUGUCAGAAAAGAAUGUCAUCUCCUUUCUGGAGUGCAUGGCUCAGCUUUAUUUUUUCCUUAGUUUUGCAGUUGCAGAAGGCUACCUUCUGACAGCCAUGGCAUAUGACCGCUAUGUUGCUAUCUGUAGCCCACUGCUUUACAAUACCAUCAUGUCCCAUAGGGUCUGUUCCAUAAUGAUGGGCGUGGUAUAUUCGCUGGGUUUGUUUGUGGCCACAGUCCAUACCAUGCACGUGUCAAUAUUGUCCUUCUGUGGGUCUCGUAUUGUCAGCCACUAUUUUUGUGAUAUUAUCCCUUUGUUGACUCUCUCUUGCUCCAGUACCCACAUCGAUGAGAUUCUGCUAUUUAUUAUUGGAGGCAUUAAUGCCUUAGCACCUACCCUGGCAAUUCUCAUCUCUUAUGCUUUCAUUCUUUCCAGUAUCCCUCGUAUUUGCUCCACUGAAGGCCAGUCCAAAGCCUUUGUCACUUGCAGCUCCCAUCUCAUCGCAGUGGGAAUAUUUUUUGGGUCUAUAACAUUCAUGUAUUUCAAGCCUCCUUCUAGCAAUACUAUGGAACAGGAGAAAGUAUCCUCAGUAUUUUACACCACAGUGAUUCCCAUGUUGAAUCCCUUGAUCUAUAGCCUGAGGAACAAGGAUGUAAAGAGCGCACUGAGGAAGGUGGUUGGGGGCAGGUAGUCAUCCUCACAAUGGGGGUUCUCAUAGAGAACAAGAGAAAAGGAGCCAGAAGAAAAGUUGCCAUGAGAUCUGUGUGAUUUUCUUUCUCUUCCAAAGGAAUUCAUAGCUAUUUAUGAAAUACCUAUUUUUACUUAAGAAUUAUUCAGAUAUUAUUGGAGAUAAUUAGUAAGAACAUCUGAAAGUCCAUAUAAUCUUAAAGUAUUCUAUGUACUAGAGCAAUAGGGUUUUACAGGAAGGGAAGGACAAAUAAAGAAGAAUGUAUUGUGUAUAAUGUAUAUUAAUUUUGAACCUGUACAGAGAACUAGGUAUUGAGUUGAGUUGUGUUUGAGAAGGGAUGGUGUUAAUUGGCCUGAAAUUCUUGCAUGCCUUUAAACUUUUUGAGGGGAGGAACCCUUUUCAGUUCCAAAGCCUUCUGAUAUUUAAAUGGAGCUGUGAAAGGUGUAGCCCUUACAAUGAAAAAUAACUUGUAGGUGGAUUUUGGUGCAUAUGUGUUUCUGGGA
Loxodonta africana (African savanna elephant) is the source of this 2023-nucleotide messenger RNA. RefSeq names its product olfactory receptor 8D2-like. NCBI's taxonomy places the organism in Eukaryota, Metazoa, Chordata, Mammalia, Proboscidea, Elephantidae. Gene Ontology annotation, molecular function: odorant binding; olfactory receptor activity; G protein-coupled receptor activity. Gene Ontology annotation, biological process: G protein-coupled receptor signaling pathway; sensory perception of smell. The transcript has a single exon. The record is from RefSeq and is a predicted model, not a curated record. The coding region runs from base 597 to 1523 and encodes 308 amino acids. Gene Ontology annotation, cellular component: membrane.